AUGUCUCCUACCGCAGCAUACCCUGUGUCAACCCUCCUUGCCGGAUCUACUCUUCAAGACCUGGCCAAGCGUGAUGGCGACAUCCCACUGGCAAACAAUUAUGCUCUGGUCUGCGAAGACAAGCCUGGGACGGAGCUCUGUCGGAAGUCACCUUACCUCUAUUACUGCAAAGACUCCGGUCGAUUGGCAAGAUAUUCCAGCGGCAUGGAUGUUCUGUUUUGCUCCAAAAACUGUCAAUGCAUCAACCUGUCUCCUAAGACAUGCAUCGACCGCCUUUUUAUCAAAGCUCACUGUUACGUCGCAGAUGGCAUUGCUCGUACUGUCAAUGGUACCUCCCUUGGCUCUGUUGAAGACGCUGAGAUCCUUCCUGAUGGUACCUUGGACUUCUCCCAGCCAGAAAUUUCCACCGUCUCGGAUGGGCAGCCAGAAGUUUCCACCGUCUCGGAUGGCUCACACGCAGUUGCGAAGCGUGACUCUGCAGCUGCGGAACACUCGUACGCGCUGGUUUGCGGAAACAGAGACUGGACAUCGAUCUGCCAAAAGAGCUCUUACGGAUAUUACUGCACCUCAAAUGGAGCCCUACGCAACACAGGGAAAGAAGUCUCAUUUUGUGAGGAAGCCUGUGAAUGCGUCGACCUGAAUCCAAAACCCAAGUGCAUUCUCAGUCCGUAUAUUGCGGCGGUCUGCUCGGUGAAGGAUGAGGUGGCUUACAACGACGAGGGCCAGAUUCUUGGUCAUAUCGCCGAUGCCUCGAUUUAUCCAAAUGGCACCAUCGAUUUCACAUCGUCCACAAUUGCUUCUAGAGAUGUGGAUAACGCCGGUGACUGGGUUUUGCUGUGUUAUAAUCCGCACCACACUCGCACUUGCAACAGCUCGCCUUUUCGCUACGCUUGCAACAAGAACAACUUUACGUCGACGGCCCAAGACCCGGUCUGUGACGAGAUCUGCAAAUGUUCAGCCAGCAGUUCCAUGUACAAAUGCAUCAGCAGAGAAAAUUUCCAGACCCGAUGCCAUAUUGAAGAGGACAAGGUUUACGAGAUAAAUGGAACACUCAUGGGGAACCUUCUUGGUCAUCUCGACGAUGCGGUUAUACAACCAGAUUCCACCAUCGACUUCUCCGCCGACACUGGCAAGAUAGCUGCGACAAAGGACCUCUCUGAAGCUGUGGUACAGCACCAGAGUAUCGUUGACAUCUCGGCGACACCAGUGAAGCGAGCUGAUGAACACAAGGACCAUUGGGUCCUAUUCUGCGGAAAUAGACCACGUACCGUCACCUGUGGUUCGUCGCCAAUCAGCUACGGUUGCAAUCAGAGCCUUGUCGUGCACCCCCAAAAGGAGGAUGACUUUGUCUGCGAUCAAAACUGUCAUUGCAUCAACCAGUGGCCCUACCAGCCAUGCACUACCAAAUCCAAUAACGCUUUCUGCGCAGUCCAAGAUGGCAUUGUCUUCAACCCGAAUGGAACCGUCCUGGGUCUCCUUGCAGAAGCCUACGUUCAUCCAAAUGGGACUUUGGACUUCUCUCAGCUUCCUGUGAAACGAGAAGUGGCAUCACGAUCCUCUGAACUUUUCCACAUGCAUUGUUUGGGAUAUGAUGGGACGGAAGACGAUUCUCUGACUGAGUUUUGCACCGACAAUGGUUACGUUUGUCGUGCAGGUCUAGAUGACGCGCUCGUUCAUUUGCAACAUGGUUCGCAAUAUCUGGAGCAAUGCUCAAGCCAAUGCCAUUGUCCAAGACCGUUCAGCCAUAGGUCUACGAUGCCCAUUGACGAACGCUCCGACUUUUCACAAUAUUCCACAAGUGAGAUCGAAGUGAUGGAGUCGAACAUUACUGCUCCACCAAGUGGUGUGCCAAGUCAAUAUUCGGAUAUCUACCAGCUCGACUGCGGCAAUCGACGGGAUGGACCUGUGUUUUGCUCAUCCAGUGAUCUGGGUUACUUUUGCCUGAGUAAUGGUACAGUGGCGAGAUCUUCUACUGAGGAUAACGAAGCGGUGACCUGGUGCGACUUUUACUGCAAAUGCAUUUUCCGCCAUCCGGUCCCCUGCGUGAACGAAUGGAACAUUCCCCUUUGCCAGGAACUGAGCGAUGGUACUAUCCGUGACGCAUCGAACCUCUCGACUGUCAUCGGAACCAUUAACAGUGCCUGGGUCAUGCCGAACGGGUCUUUGUUGCUAGAUCGCGGCAUGCCUUAUGUGGCGGAAAAUACCAAUGUCACGCAGGCGAAGCCACCAGCCAACUGA
This is a messenger RNA of Capronia epimyces CBS 606.96, 2238 nucleotides long. RefSeq lists its product as uncharacterized. The transcript has a single exon. The coding region runs from base 1 to 2238 and encodes 745 amino acids. The record is from RefSeq and is a predicted model, not a curated record. Lineage: Eukaryota; Fungi; Ascomycota; Eurotiomycetes; Chaetothyriales; Herpotrichiellaceae.